GAUAAGAAAAAUACAAGAGUCAACGACCGUGCCACUCGACUGCGACCACAGUGAAGAACCACAGCAUCCAACGGAAAACAAUAGCAAAGAAGGAAUAACAUCUCCGAUACCGUUCGAUCAGCGCUGUGUGGCGGACUGGCAUCGUGGGCGGAUCAUUUAGUACUGUCGUGUAACGCAAGUCCCCUGUGCAUUUUCAACCUUUUUUUCUUCCUCCUUUUCUCUCUCGUUGGCUUGUUUACUUCCGACAGUGAAGCCCCUACCUCUCCCGCCGGUUGUCCGCCUCUCGCUCGUCAUUGUGUCUCUGUGUCCAUCCGUCAUGAUGGCAGACACCGACUCUCAACUCUCCCUGCAGUCCCUCACGCCGCUGGACCUGAAGCAGCUGUCUCGGCAGCAGAAGAUUCGGCUCUUUCAGGACUACCGCGCCAGCGGGGCGCGCAAUGCGAACAAGAUUCUUUUCCUAGCCACCGACCUCCUUGCCGGGGGCUCGAGCGGGCUCAGCUCCAGUGAGCUCUACGAGGUGUACGAGCAGGUGUUGAUCGCGUCGUUAGAGUGCGGCCGCAUCGAGAACGCGACCAUGUACCUGAACCUGCUGGAGAACCGCUUUGGUAAGAAGUCGGUGCGUGUGAGCCACCUGCGCGGCCUCUGCCUGGAGGCGCAGGGGAAAUCCAGCGAGGCGAAAAAGCUGUACGAGCAGGUACUCAAAGAGAUGCCGACGAAUGACUUUUGUGUAAAGCGACUCUCCGCGAUGUACAAGGCGGAUGGGCACUACGAGGCGGCCAUUCGCGUGCUGGAGGAGGACCUCGUCUACACGGACGAGGACGAAAAAAAGCACACCUUUUUUGAGGUGCACCGCGGUGACUCCAUGCACACGCUGCGUGAGUUGAGCAACCUACACUACCUGCUCGGCAACAUCGACAAGGCCAUCUUCUACGCCGAGGAGGUGCUGCUCUUCGAUGCGGACUCGUACUUCGCCCAUGCGCGUCUGGCAGAGCUGUAUUACGUGAAGCGCGACCUGCCGCGCUGUGUGACGGAGUACGCCCAGUCGCUGCUCUUCAACUCCGAGCCGAACAACGCCCGGUCCGCCUACGGUCUGUGGCAGACGACGUUGGAGAUGCUGCGUCAACAUCAAUCCGGCGUGAAGAAGUUGGAUGAGGAGAAGGAGUUGGCGCAGACGCAAGACUUACACACCUACGCCGCAGAGACGCUGCACCGCAUGUACGCAGGGAGUCCGAUGCUGUCGGCCCUCGACGCAUACGUGCAGCGCGAAGCUUAA
This is a messenger RNA of Leptomonas pyrrhocoris, 1273 nucleotides long. RefSeq lists its product as hypothetical. Lineage: Eukaryota; Euglenozoa; Kinetoplastea; Trypanosomatida; Trypanosomatidae. Gene Ontology annotation, molecular function: protein binding. Gene Ontology annotation, cellular component: EMC complex. The coding region runs from base 317 to 1273 and encodes 318 amino acids. The record is from RefSeq and is a predicted model, not a curated record. The transcript has a single exon. Gene Ontology annotation, biological process: protein folding in endoplasmic reticulum.